This is a messenger RNA of Cicer arietinum (chickpea), 2865 nucleotides long. RefSeq names its product G-type lectin S-receptor-like serine/threonine-protein kinase SD2-5. Gene Ontology annotation, molecular function: ATP binding; protein serine/threonine kinase activity. The record is from RefSeq and is a predicted model, not a curated record. Gene Ontology annotation, biological process: protein phosphorylation. Lineage: Eukaryota; Viridiplantae; Streptophyta; Magnoliopsida; Fabales; Fabaceae.
UCCAUGAUGUCCAUUCUCCAUAACACAACAACAACUAUACUGCCCUUUUAAUGACGGAUAUGCCUCCAAAGUCAAAGUCAGAUCUAUCCUUCACAAACCCCACUUCUAUUUCUCUUCUCCAUUCUCUUCUCUACCAUUUCUAUUUUUCACCUUCCACAAUAUUCUUCCUUGUAAAUAAAUUAACAUGCCAACUCAACAUUUUUACUCUUCUUCCCUUCUUCUUCUUCUUCUUCUUUCCAUUCUCUUCCUCUCCAAAACAUGUUUCUGCGGUAUUCAACAUAUUGGCUCCAUCUCACCUGGAACCCAAGGCUCACAAAUGAAUUGGAUUGACAGAAACGGACAAUUCCUCUUAUCAAACUCUCUUAACUUCGCUUUUGCUUUUGUCACUACACCCGACGACACCACCAAGUUUCAUUUGGUUAUCCUCCACGUGGCAACUUCAACGGUUAUUUGGACUGCAAAUAGAGCAACACCCAUUUCCAAUUCUGAUAAUUUCGUCUUUGAUAAAAAGGGUAAUGCUUUUUUACAAAAAGAUGGACUUUUUAUUUGGUCUACCAACACAACCAACAAAGGGGUUUCUUCAAUGCACUUGAAAGAUAAUGGAAAUUUGGUUAUGCUUGGGAAGGAUAAUACUACUUUGAUUUGGCAAAGUUUUGAUUUUCCAACUGAUACUUUGAUGCCUCAACAGCUUUUCAAUGAGGGAAUGAAACUCACUACUCAAACUAGUUCAAAUAAUUUGACCUAUCUUCUUGAGAUCAAAUCUGGUAAUGUUAUUCUUUCAGCUGGUUUCAAUGUUCCACAGAUUUAUUGGACUAUGCAGAAGGAUAACCGAAAAACUAUCGAUAAAGACGGUGAUGUUGUUGCUUUUGCAAAUCUCACUGACAAUUCUUGGAGGUUUUAUGAUAAGAAUAAGUCUUUGUUGUGGCAAUUCAUUUUCUCUGAUGAUGCAGGUGUAAAUGAUACUUGGGUUGCUGUUUUGGGAAAAGAUGGUGUUAUUACUUUCUCUAAUCUCAAUAGUGGUGGAUCAAAUGGUGCUUCUUCAACUAGAAUACCACAGGAUCCUUGUGGUACACCAGAACCUUGUGAUCCUUACAACAUAUGCACAAGUAACCGUAGGUGUAGUUGUCCUUCUGUUCUUCCUAGUUGUAAACCGGGUUUUGUUUCUCCUUGUGAUGGUAAAUUACAAAAAUCUAUUCAAUUUGUUAAAGCUGAUGAUGGAUUGAGUUAUUUUGCUCUUGAUUUUAUUCAGCCCUUUUCGAAAACCGAUUUGGCCGGUUGUCAAAAGUCUUGCCGUGGAAAUUGUUCUUGUCUUGCAAUGUUCUUUCAUAGAAGUUCAGGAAACUGUUUCCUUUUGGAAAGUUUAGGAAGUUUUCGGAAAUCUGAUGAUGCUGCUGAUUCUGGUUAUGUUUCUUACAUUAAAGUUUCAAGUGAUCGAAGCAAAAGAGGAAGUGGAAACAGUAGUAAUAAGCAUGUUGUAGUUGUUGUGGUAAUUGUCAUAUUAACUUUGUUUGUUAUUUCUGUUAUGCUCUUUGUUGGGGUUAGAUACUACAGGAAAAAGAAAAGGUUACCUGAGUCUCCUAGAGAGGAUUCUGAAGAGGACAAUUUCUUGGAGAAUUUAACCGGUAUGCCGAUUCGUUUCCGCUACAAAGAUCUCGAACUAGCAACUAAUAACUUUUCUGUGAAGCUUGGUCAAGGUGGUUUUGGUUCAGUUUAUCAAGGAGUUCUACCUGAUGGAACUCAAUUAGCUGUGAAGAAGCUUGAAGGUAUCGGUCAAGGGAAGAAAGAGUUCAGAGCUGAAGUUAGCAUCAUCGGUAGUAUUCAUCAUCUUAACUUGGUAAGGCUUAAAGGUUUUUGUGCUGAUGGAACUCAUAGGCUUCUAGUUUAUGAGUACAUGGCUAAUAACUCAUUGGAUAAAUGGAUUUUCAAGAAGAAAAAAAGUGAAUUUCUUUUGGAUUGGGAUACAAGGUUUAACAUAGCAUUAGGAACAGCAAAAGGGUUGGCUUAUCUUCAUGAAGAUUGUGACUCAAAGAUUGUUCAUUGUGACAUCAAACCUGAAAAUGUGCUUCUAGAUGAUCAUUUCAUGGCCAAAGUUUCAGAUUUUGGUUUAGCCAAACUAAUGAAUAGAGAACAAAGCCACGUUUUCACAACACUAAGAGGAACACGUGGUUACCUUGCACCUGAAUGGAUAACAAACUAUGCUAUAUCAGAGAAAAGUGAUGUAUACAGCUAUGGUAUGGUGCUGCUAGAAAUCAUUGGUGGAAGGAAAAACUAUGAUGCUAAUGAGACAUCAGAGAAAUCCCAUUUUCCUACUUUUGCUUUUAAGAUGAUGGAAGAAGGGAAAGUGAAAGAUAUACUUGAUUCAGAGCUGAAAAUUGAUGAACAUGAUGAUAGAGUAUAUUGUGCUAUAAGGGUUGCAUUGUGGUGUAUACAAGAAGACAUGUCAAUGAGACCUUCUAUGACUAAAGUUGUUCAAAUGUUAGAGGGUCUUUGCAUUGUGCCUAAACCACCAACAAGUUCUUAUUUGGGCUCUCGCCUUUACUCUUCUAUGUUCAAAUCAUCAAGUGAAGGUGGCACAUCUUCUGCCCCAUCAGAUUGUAAUAGUGAUGCUUAUUUAUCAGCUGUUCGUCUUUCUGGCCCAAGAUAACAUUUGUUCUCUCUCUUUUCUUUUUCUUUUUUAUUUGAGUGUUAUUAUUGUAAUAUGUAGUCCAUGUUGAGGAAAUUGGUAUGCAAUUCUUAGCUAUUCAGCCUUGCUUACUCUUGUACAGGACUUUUACGCUUCUUUCUUGUAAAUUUAUUUUGUUUCAAAGUUCUUCGAAUCUUCUUGUACUACUAGCAUAUAUCUAUAGUAUUAAAUUAAAUUUUAGA